GUAACGCAGCUGCCGACUGAUGCAACAUGGAAGGAAUACCGUUUAUUUCUUUUUGGAAGGUUGCGUAUAAAUAAAUAAAUGAAAUCGCUUGACUUUUUUUAGAUCAAGCAGAUUGGCAGAUUGUAUAGCUGAAUAUAUUUAUAGAAACAGUUGUUUAUCAGUUAACUCAAACGAGGCAUUAUGUUACGAAUUAAGGAAGCCAUGGUGUUGUUAAAUAUUGUUUCCUUCUUCGUUUGUGUUUGGUUAAACCUGUCAAUUUCAACAAUGGUAUUUGUACCAUUUCAAUCACCAAGACCUCAGCUUCAACGAUCCGUUGACGUGUUUCUUCUAAACGCAAGCUCAAGGGUACAGAAAGUAUUUAAGAAGUGCAGUCCUAAGCAAACGGUAGUGUUCUUGAAAACCCACAAAACCGGAAGCACAACUCUCGCAAGGAUUAUCGAACUAUAUGGUUACAGAAAUUCUCUCGCCUUUGUAAGGAAAAUAGGAGAAAGGCAAUCUAUACAUUACGGAAACCGGAGAUUUAACAAUCUAUCUCAUCACGCGUUUCUUCCGCCACCGAAUGUAACCAGAGGAGACUACACAAAUUACAAAUACAACAUAUUUACUUUACAUGUUCGUUAUGAUCGUAAAGUUAUAGAUGGAUUUAUGAAAGCAGAUCCUAUUCACAUAACACUGCUGAGAGAACCAUCAAAGCAAUUUGAAUCGGCUUUUGUAUUCUUUGGAACUGGACAAUUUGUAAAUAUACCACGCCAAAGAAGUAGGCCUAACCAUACUUACAGGUACUAUGAAAAAAUAAAACAGUUCCUUCUGAAUCCUAAACAAUACCCUAAGGCGGCAUCUAUCCAUUAUAUUAAUAAUGACCAGAUAUUUGAUCUUGGCUUAAAUGCAGAAUAUCUUUUGAAUGAUAAGGUUAUAAAUGAGACAAUUGCUAGAAUAAAUAAAGAUAUGGAUCUAGUACUUAUAAACGAAUACUACGACGAAUCUCUAGUACUACUAAGCAAAGUACUUUGUUGGAGACUUGAAGAUUUAGUGUAUCUUCCAAGGAAUGAAAGGCCUGACUCCAAAAAAGUAGCAAUGCCAGAAGAGUUGCGUCAAAAAGCUCGCGAAUGGAAUCACGCUGAUACAAUGCUAUAUAAUUUCUUUGUGGAACGAUUGAAAGAACGCAUCAUUGAAUAUGGUCCGUCGUUCAAAGAGGACCUUCGGCGAUUCCGUAAUAUGACGGCAGAAGUACGCCGUAAUUGCGUAGGCGGACAAGUUGUCAAAGGUCCUCGUAAGUCGUACACACCUACUGCAAAUAAUAGUGUAGAAUGCCAAUUUCAUACUGAGGCCCCAAGUAAAAUGAAUAAGCGUAUUAGGCAACAAAUGGGAGCCGGGACACAUAGUGCUAAUCAUGGAAUCUGGAUGCCGAAGACUAAAAAAAAAAUAUCAAAACAAUUUAAGCCGCAAACUAAGAAACAAAUACCAAAACAUGUUCAGCCGCAGACUAAGAAACAAAUACCAAAACAUGUUCAGCCGCAGAUUAAGAAACAAAUACCAAAACAUGUUAAGCCGCAAACUAAGAAACAAAUACCAAAACACGUUUAUAAAUUUACUUAUAAAAGUAAUAAUAUUUCUAUAAUACCGCGUGUGAAGCAGAAGGUAGUGAUACAACGAAGUAGUCGGUGAGAUGUCUGCGUGACGCCCACUUGUGAAAGCAACCCCUCCCGUACUUAAUUGAUGAAUCCCCCUCUUGAAAAAGCACUUUUAUUAAGGUCGGUAGACCUAUAUGUAUAAUAAUUUGGCGCGUAUUUGUAUUUUGAACUACAUUUAUCUUUAUCGAGAGCAGCUUAGCUCAGUCGGCUAAUCUGGUGGUAGCCACUGUGUGCAGAGGCGGAUUUAGGGGGCCCCGGCCCCCACCUCCUUUUGGGAGGGAAAAAGAAAAGAAAAAAAGAAAGAAAAAAAAAUGAUAGCCCAGAACGCUUCAAAUGAUAUUUUCGGGUGUAUAGAACACACAAAUUUCGCGGGGGCAUGUCCCUGGACUGUGUUGUCUCGAUCGGCCCAACUUUCGCCACCACCCCCGCCCCCACCCUUUUUGGACAUCUCUGGAUCUGCCCCUGGUGUGUGCGCUGAACUGUGGAGAUCUCUAGGUCCCCGGUUCAAUUUCCAUCGCUGUCUCUCCUUGAAUUUCAGCUGGAGGGCUGGAAUACUAGUUCUAAUAGCGCACCGUCUUUCGGAUGAGACGUUUAAGCCGUUGGUCCCGUAUGCAUUGAUGACCCAUGUGCACGUUAAAGAACGCAGUACACUCUUCGGAAAAGAGUAGGGGAUUGGCUCCCGGUGUACUGCCCAGUCACCGCCAGAAGAACCCUGCUGGAAAUAAGUCUUCUUCUAGACUUUCGUGGGCUAUAGGCGUUUACACCGAAUAAAUCCAAUCCAAUCUAAUCCAUAUCUGCAGUAAUUGAUCUUAUCACAGGUACAUGUGCAGCUGUAUUUCGCAAUACUAGAUAUAUAGGUUAAAUAAAUAACAAGUUAUUAUAAACAAUGAGGAAAUAUCUUUGGGUGCGUUCUAGUCCGAGAGCCUUAUCCUAUUUUGUUAAGAGUAUUGACAAAAAUGUACCAACAUCCGUCUUUCUGGUUUAUGCUACAGUUUUUUGUAAAGCCUAUCGGCUUCUAUCUGAAUAAUGUAGCAUUAUUUAAAACCCAAUAAUGUAAAACAUACCGGUAAUACAUUUGCUUUUGAUAACUUGUUUACAGAUUUAUAAAAAAAAAAUGUAUCAUCAAAUAAGGGGCAGUAGGGUUAAUAAACAAUGAAAGUAUAAAACAAUGAGCAACCUUUUCCACCCACUGGGCCUGUGGCACACCCUGAGAGCCUUAUUCCACUGUGUUCAAUUGGAAUUUACUUUAAGAUAGUUACAAAAUACAUUCAAAAACAUCCGUCUUCGAGAUUUGUGUUAUUAAUAGUGUUUUUAGAUCCCUGGGCAAUACUUUUGUUUGAUAUGUUUAUCGUUCAACAAAAGGCGGUAUCAAAUAUAUAAAAAUGUCUCUGUGGGGCUCAACCUUUAACUUUUAGCUAACAAGGCCAUCGUCAUAUACACAGAGACCUAUAUGUUAUUUAUUUCAAUUUGUUAUUCUGGAUGACACAACCAAAGCAAAGACAUUGGUUUUUGCGGUUCUGAUACAAUUUACAUAAAUAUAGUAUAACAGUGCUAAAUUGUAACUGAGAAAUGUAUGGUAAAUUUAACAAAAAAGGGACCAAUUAUUUAAGUGACAGCAUUAAGUUAUGUUGCUAGGUAGUUGGUUCCAGCGUGGAGGAAUAAGUUUAGAAUAUUCCUCCAUGGUUGGAGUUC
This is a messenger RNA of Anneissia japonica, 3323 nucleotides long. Its product is annotated as galactosylceramide sulfotransferase-like. The record is from RefSeq and is a predicted model, not a curated record. Lineage: Eukaryota; Metazoa; Echinodermata; Crinoidea; Comatulida; Comatulidae. Gene Ontology annotation, molecular function: galactosylceramide sulfotransferase activity. The coding region runs from base 181 to 1665 and encodes 494 amino acids. The transcript has 4 exons. Gene Ontology annotation, cellular component: membrane. Gene Ontology annotation, biological process: glycolipid biosynthetic process.